AUGAAGCUUUUCAGUUAUAGAGCUUUUUCGCUGGUAUGGUUUCUUGUUUUCAUGGUAGCAUUGGUAGUAGUGGCACAAGUGGAUAGCACUUCAUGCACAAGCACAUUCUUCUCGGCGCUUGUGCAGCUGAUUCCUUGCAGGGCAGCAGUUGCUCCGUUCAGCCCAAUUCCACCAAGCGAGUCGUGCUGCAAUGCCCUUAGAGCUCUUGGCCAACCAUGCUUGUGUGUUCUUGUCAAUGGUCCUCCAAUUUCAGGUGUUGACCGUAACAUGGCCUCGCAGCUACCAGAGAAGUGUACUACAAACUUUGAACCAUGUGUCAUUAUAUGA
This is a messenger RNA of Arachis stenosperma, 327 nucleotides long. RefSeq names its product putative lipid-transfer protein DIR1. The record is from RefSeq and is a predicted model, not a curated record. The transcript is spliced from 2 exons. Gene Ontology annotation, biological process: systemic acquired resistance. The coding region runs from base 1 to 327 and encodes 108 amino acids. NCBI's taxonomy places the organism in Eukaryota, Viridiplantae, Streptophyta, Magnoliopsida, Fabales, Fabaceae. Gene Ontology annotation, molecular function: fatty acid binding.